AUGACUGUUAACACACCCCCUUCCAAGCUCCGAGUUGCUAUCAUAGGAGGUGGAAUUGCCGGUCUCGCAGCAGCGGGGUUUCUUCGGAAACACCCCCAGUAUAUCGUCACCGUCUACGAACUUCGAAGCGAAGAUUGGCAAGAGUCAUCUGCAGCGCUUGGGCUCCAGACUAACGGUACCUCUAUUGUCGAGCAACUAGGUAUCACCAGAAAGAAGAUUCGCGCAGACACGGGCUCUGGAUACCGUACAUAUAAUAUUCGAGAGGAGCAGAUGAGCACAGGGCGGGUAGAAUUCCGUCCAGAUGGGGAGACCGGGUUUUGGUUUGUGCAUCGACAGGACUUGAAAGAUGCGCUCUUGCGCAAGGUCACGGGUAUUGAUGGAGAAAGCGAACCGAUACAGGUGGUUUAUGACAGCCAUAUUGUGGAAAUUGAGCCAGAGCUUGGAAUCUUGAAGUUUGCAGAUAGACCAUCUGUCGAGGCAGAUCUGAUCAUCGGUGCCGACGGUAUUCAUUCCAAAGUCCGUGAAACUGUCAUUCCAUCUUCACAUCCAGGGCCUUCACUUUGUGGGCUUUGCGUAUAUCGCUUCGUCGUGCCCAUGGAUGUUCUCCGAGACAUUAAGGGUAAAAUGCCGGAGAUACUCACAUUCGAUGAAGGCAACUUCGUGGUCAUCAUUGCAGCCGGUGAUGAAGGGAACCGGAACAUUGUAAUAUAUCCAUGCCGCGAGCUUCAGCUUAUGAACUUUGUCUGCGGCGUCCCAGACACGAGUCCUCGAGUGUUAGCCCAGCUCAAAGCCACUGGUACCCACGAGAGCCUCGUGAAUGAUAUGGUAGAAGAAUUCGAAGGAUUCCCUGACUGGAUUCUGCAGCUUUUCAGGCGCACCACCUUGAUCGAGCCCUUCCCGGUGAUCGAUCAAGAGCCUCUGCCCACGUACGUGAAAGGCCGAACCAUGCUGAUUGGGGAUGCUGCACAUGCUAUGGCGCCGUACCAGGCACAGGCAACAAAUCAAGCUCUUGAGGAUGUUGAAGGCCUCAACGCGAUACUUGCGGAUGCUUCGAGCCGGGAUACCAUUCCAGAUCUUCUUAAGAAAUGGGAUAGCAUCCGUCGACCGCAUGCCUCGGUUGUUCAGAGCGACUCUCGGGAUUCGCAGGCUAAACUUUCUACAACGCAAUCGAGUGAUGCUUUCUUGGGGUUCAAGCCGUAUGUGCCCAUGAAGGAAAUACUUGCACGACUUUCGGCGCAAAAGGCGAGUGAAAUGAUUAGGUAG
This is a messenger RNA of Penicillium longicatenatum, 1263 nucleotides long. RefSeq names its product FAD-dependent oxidoreductase. The transcript is spliced from 3 exons. The record is from RefSeq and is a predicted model, not a curated record. Gene Ontology annotation, molecular function: monooxygenase activity; FAD binding. Lineage: Eukaryota; Fungi; Ascomycota; Eurotiomycetes; Eurotiales; Aspergillaceae. The coding region runs from base 1 to 1263 and encodes 420 amino acids.